CUCACUCACUCGGCUCAGUUGGUGUCGAGCCGUGGUGGGGAGUGGGUGAGCGCGCACAUUCCCUCUCCCUCACCGAUCCUCCACCACAACUGCUCAAUAGUAACUGGAGGAAAAAAGGCGGCGAUGUUUAGCAAUGAACGUCAUGUGCACUUGAAGUGUUGUUUCGCCGUCGUAUUUUUCUCCCACGUGUGCUUAUCCGUAUGAAGUGUUUUCCCGCGAGUGCGAAAAUUUUCCUGUGUUGAGGGGCUAAAACAGAGCGCCCUGAAACCGAGAGCUGUCGAUUGUUGAAAGUUGAAAUAAAUUAAAGGCGACGCCUGUUUCAGUAACCAUAAGUCCGUCAUUAUGAAUUCAAAUGGGGUAAUUCACUCCCUGUGGACUUGGUUCCAAUAGCAUUUGGUAUCGGCGACCUUUGGAUAAAGAGAUAGUGAUAUUUGAUAUGAUAUGUACGCUCUUCAUGAAGAGGAGAUUUUUAAAGACCUUGUGUGAUGUGGCGUGUCUUCUGUUACAACGUUGGUACGAGUGUUGUUGCUGUAUGUUGUUGUAGUAAUUGACAGUCUCAUGUGCAAGAUUAUUCGCCAUUACCGGUAAGGUACUCCAGGGAAGCGAUAUGUAUCAUAUGACGUCAUGGAUUGUUAGCGAUUCUCGUGAAGACUGUCAAGUGAUGAAAAUUUUGCUCAAAGGAAGCGGAAUCCAGCAGUGCCUACCAUAGGACACACCUAGAAGGGCCAUUCUCUCCUCCUCCCACUUCUGUGCCAGAUGACUAUGAAGUUGAACACAUUGCGCAUCUGUGUCCUGUGGAUGUUGCUGCGCCAGAGUGAGGUGAUGGAAUCAUGAUAUCUUCGAUAAGGCACAAAACGGAAUCAUGAUACUUGGCGAAUGAAAGGCCCAGGUCUCCUCUGGUGUGAUCGGAUAAACAAGCUGCCUGUUUUGAAGUGAGAAAAUUGAGCACAAAGACCAAAAUAAUAAUGGCUCGCGAUUACGAAAGUGGUGAAAUUGAGUGAAGAAAGGAAAACUUAGGAGUUUACUUAGGUUGUAGUUCACAGGUGAAGGAACACACUUCAAAAUGUCCAGAACGAGUCGAGAAGACGUGGACAACGAUCUCCUGGGCGUGCUAGUGAUCCACCGUCUGCGUGACCCCUUAGCGAAUAGCAGCAGCAGCAGCAGCAGCAGCAUCGGCGGCGACGCAUCUGAGCAGACGUAAUGCCUCCCGGAGCCAAGAUUAGGGACUCGUUCGUCGUUGCUCGAAGUGCCUCUUGGCCGAAGAAAGGUCCUUUGUGAGUGCGAGAAUUGAUUAGGAAUUUAGCAGUUGUCGUCGUCGUUAUUAUUAUUGUUGUUGUUAUUGUCAUUAUUGAUUCCAUUCCUCCCUCGCCCAUCCGUCUUAUUGCUCCUCCCCCUCCCGCUCUCCCUCGUUCUCGAUCCCGCUGGAUUCAGUGCCACAUGGUCGAGAGCAUCUCAGUGCCAAUCGGUAGUAGACUUCCUUUUUGCAGUUUUUCCAUGAGCCGUAGCUAACGAUCGCUAUGUGAAUAGUUACUGCAGGUGUCAUUAGAUUUUGCCUCUUCUUUAUUGCUCGAUCCUACAGAUCCACGUCAUCUCUUGAUGAGUCUCACAAUGCGUUCUUCUGUAAAGAUAGGUGAAAAGAUUGGGAUGUAUGUGUUCUGUAGAUUACCUUUAUAAAAAAAAGACAGUUUUCUUUCGACGGUCUCCCAUCAUAGAGAAGGUAGACCAUAAAAAUAGUCUAUCUUCUGUUUCAUACACCAGCUGAUUGAUCGUAUCGUUUGAUGAAUCGCCCCCCUCUCGGGAUCGAGUGUCCAUCGUCGUCGUCAAUUCUCCAAAUGCAUCCCUUGAGAAGAAGAACCGGGUCAGACUUCGCAGAAUUGUCAACGGCAUUACCCACAACGAUGGAGAAUUCGUCGUCGCCGUCUGUUCGUGAGUGAGAAGAGAUCCGAGCGAAGGAGCUAAGACGAAGCCACCAUGUUAGGCGGAGGACCCGCCAGGGCGCGGAGGGCGCCCCUGCAGCGCUCUGACACGGCGCCGGAGGAGCUGGAACUCGAGCGUCGCCUGGAGGCAGAAUGGAGGCGGAGGUCGCUGGCCCGAGCCAACUCCGCCGACCGCCCCUCUUCGGCCGCGCCGCCCCGCACUGCCUACACCCUCCCCGCGGCCUUCCCAGAUUCAUUCAACAGUUCAAAAACAGGUCUAACUGCUGCUAUGGCCGCCAGCGACUACUUUCCUUCGAGGUCGACCUUCAGUAUCCCUGCGUCUUGCUCAGCAUCAUGCCCUCCGACUGUGCCCGCCACGCCCACGAGAUCGCCACGCCCUCCACUCAGGCCUCCCAUGGGCACCCCGCUGGCGCCACCACCCCCGCCUCCUGCUUCGGACCGUCUCAUGGGCGGAGGAAGCACCCACAUGUUGCCUGGAGCUGGGGGCUUCCAGUGCGAGUGUCUGGAGGAUAGGCCCAUGGGGCGGUGGGAGCCGGGGGUAUUCGACAUGUGGUGUAACUCCUGCACCAAGAAGAGGAGGGAGUCUUCGGUCUGGAGUUCACUCGAUCUAAGCAGCUUACCGCCUCACCAGCUGUCUUCCAGCGCUCUGAUACCGGACACCCCCGAGACAGAGCCUGGCCUGGGAAGCAUGGAUAUGUCAGCGGCCGACCUCAUGAGAGCCCGCCAGCCUCCUCCUUCUGUCUGGGACUGUUUGGUCACCUGCCACAACAGAUUAGGACAGAGGCUUGCCAGGAAGCGGGUCGAACAGGGAGUGCGAUUAUAUAAUCAGCAAAAGCACUUGGCAGCCGUGAAAAAGUGGAAGCAAGCACUUAGGCGCAUUAACAAGGACAACGAUCGAUUCAUCACAUUGGGUUAUCUCAGUCAAGCCCAUCUCGAUUGGGGCCGCUACAGAGAGAUGUUAGACUUCGGCUUUCAGCAGCUAGACAUUGCCAACGAAAUGGAUUCGCCCAUGUUACGCGCCGAAGCCUACUUAACACUGGCUCGUGGCAAUGAGCGUUUAGGCAACCUGGAAAAGGCGGUUUCCUACUGUCGUCAUUCUCUGUACAACCAAUGUGAUCAGUCGCGCACUACAGGGUAUGUCCAUCUCACUCUAGGCAACACCUACCUCGUUUACUCCAGCUUCAGUAAGUCGAUCGAACAUUACGAGCUAGCCCUGAAAGUCUCUAGAAGCAUCCACGACACAGCCCUGGAACUCCAGGUGUAUUGUGGCCUUGGGAGCACCUUCUGUCUCCUGCAGGAUUAUGAAAAAUCCCUCUCGUUCAGUGCCAAGGCCUUUGAGCUCUCGAAAAGCUUUCAUAUUGCGGAUCUGAAUGCCAGGUUUCAAAGGCUCUCUUUAGUUACUCUCGCUACACCCCUUAGGAAGCUCGGGAGACUUCACGAAGCAAAGGACUGCUGCCAGGAUGCUCUGAAGAUGGCGCUAACAGCAGGAGACCGGCCAACCCAGGCAAGAUGCAUGACCAUCCUUGCCGAUAUUCAUCGCCAGUGUUUAGAUGUUCAGAGAGCUUACAAGCGUUAUGAAGCAAGUAUGCAACUGAUGGCUCAUCUGGAAGACCGUUAUGGGCAACUUAUUGCCCUUAAUGGUAUGGCCAAGACCCUCGGACUGAUGAGACGACAGUCCAAGAUAUGUGACUGUCGGCCUCUGGAGAUCAAUAACAAGGUCAUCGACCUGGCUUCUACCCUUGGAUGCAAACUUAUCAUGCGAUCAGCACAUGUGCGUCUUGGUGAAUUGUAUCGUGUCUUGAAUGAUGAGGAAAACCACUCCCUCCAAGAGCGUCUCGCCAGCUGCUUGACAGAUGAAAUGGAGCUAGUGUGUGGCGUCUGCAAGGAGCGCUAUGGUGAUCAAGGUGGCAACUCCCUCGAUGCUUUACCCUGCUCCCACAUCUUCCAUGCCAAAUGUGUGAGGGACCUGAUGGCAUCUGGAGAUCGCAAAAAGAAGAAACGCAUCUGCCCAGACUGUCGCAAAUCGCUCAAUUCCCGUCUGAUGCUCAUAUGUUAUGAUGAGUUGAAGGCAGCUUAUAAUGAUGGUCGGGCCCCCACUUUUCCACGCUACCAACCAUCCCCCUCUUCGGAUGACCAGCCCCUCUGAUAUUCAACCAUUUACUCUCCUCUUACAUUGAAAGAUGACAUAUGCUUUUGGCUCAUUUGUUGUACAUGAGGACUUCAGUCACACAACCAUUGUUUUGAAUUUAUUCUUCAAGAAGGUGAAAAAAUAACAGCCUCGAAGGGAGUUGCCUCACUUUCAGGAAAGCUGGCAUCAGUAUAACUUAUAUAGUAUAGCAAAGUGGUAACAAUGAUGCAAUCAAGGUGCAAAUCUGAUCUCUUUUGAGCUUCAGUUAUUCCCAGGUGCCCACAAGUACUGAAACCAUGUUAUUGAAAACUAAAUGGCCCUUCUUAUUUCCUUUUGAUCCCUCCAAAGUUAGUCAUAAUUGUUGCUGCAAGUACAGUACUCCUUCCUCUAAUGAGGAUAAUUAUGAUUGUAUGUUCGUAAGUGGCACAUUUCCUAAGUGAAAAUCUCAUAGUAAGUUGGAUGGUGUCAUUGUACUGGCAGUCAUUGUGAGGUCACUUUUGGAACUGAAGGCAUUUGGCUGGCAUUUAGUAGAAUGUAGACAUAUCGCUCCAUGCCACUCACCACAGAUUGAUGGUAAAGGGCAGAAAUAAGAGGAUGAGAAUCCCAACAGCCCCCGCCCACUGAAUGCAACAUGGGCUGACUAGUACUCGCAAACAUGAUUUUGUUCUUUUGGAUGUUUUUGUAACAAUACAGUAUCUUAACUUUAAACAUUCAAUAGAUUCAGAAAACUUGAGGGUACAGAACCUAUAUUGAUAAUGAUUACUGCCACACGUCACAGCUGUGUGAUAAACGGGAAUUUGAUACUUCCUGACUAUCCAGUGUCUUUCACUGUGGUAUUGCUAUCACAUACCCUGGACACGUGAACAGUAUUGUAUCAUUCAUUUUUCUUCAUCUGCCAAGGUCUGUUAGUGUUAUUCAUGAUGGUAUACAAAGAAAGUCUAUUGAAAUUGUGUACUAUCUAUAGUGAUGAUUUUAAUAAUUAACUGUGACCAUUAUUGGAACUCUGUAUAGUACAGUAUCUGGGUGUAUCAGUAAGAGGGUUGAAAAUGACUGUACUUUGUAAAUAAGAAGUUAUUAAAAUAACGUGAAAUGUUGUUACAUACUGUUAUGGCUACCAACAGUGAAAAAGACAAUACUGUUACAGUGAGCUUUGUAAGUCAUUUUAUACUUUGGUGAUUACUCAGAAAAAAUGAAUACAUUACGUAAAACAAUAAAUCCAGAAAAGCACCUUAUAAAGUAGUAUAUUCAUUGGAUGCUCAGUCAGUACAGCAAUGACAAUCACAAAUUUUUAUCAUAUAACAACAAAAAUUUAACUAAUAGACUACUGUUUUCGUCUGAAAAAAUGAUUUAUUAAAUUUAUAUAAACCAGAAGCUUUCAAAAUGUAGAGCUUAAGAAUGGAGACAGUUUCAAUAAGGAUCAUAAUAAAAUACAGUACUUGGAAAUAUUUUUCAGUAAUCCAUUGUGAGUGUGGAACCAUCUAUUAGUAAGGAAAUACUAAUAUAUCCUGAGCUUCUAAACAUUUUUUGUGCAUGUUUACCUGCUUAUCUUAACAUAUUCUUGGACCCUUUAAGUUAAAGUUAGGGGUCAAGCCUAAUCAAUUCAUCAUCUUUUGUAUUCCACUGCUGUCAGUGGGUUUUGCAAACUGAUCUUUCAACUUAUCCCAAUGAAAGAAUUUAUGUAUGACUGUAAAUUAUUUAACAUAAUAAUUUUAGGAGUUCAAGGUGUCUUUGUCAAUCUAUCUAAUUGUAAAACACCGAAUGUGAAAUCUCGGCUCUUUGUAAGGUAGGGUAGGAUACAUUAUCAAGGUGCCAGAUAUUUUUUUACCUGCAUAGAUUAAAGUAGUGAUUUUUUGUUUAACAGAAUAGUGACAAAUGCCAAUAAUUCAGAUAACUGCAGACACAAAUAUUCAUAUCAUACAAACUUGACUGUAUACAAUUGAGGCAGAAGAAUUAAACAAAAAUACUUUGGUACUCAGAUGGGUCAUCUGGAUUAGUGUGAAAUAAAGUAUUUUAUUUCCCACUGUGUUGAUGAUUUAUUCUAAACAUCAGAAUAACUCAUAAACACAAACAUCUUACAAAAAGCUUUAACAGAAAUAACUUUUUAAGUACUUUUUCAGUGGAGUUAAAGGUGAAAACCUUUAACUAGAAAACAAAGGACUAAACUUUUAACACUUUAAUUCUACCACAUGGUCCUUUGAGAUUAGGUCAUAAACUUAGGUUGAUUUCCACAACAGAGAAUUGGCUAAUGUAAGAAAAGAUUUUAAUCUAAAAGCGUAAGUUACCAUCUUUAAAAAAUCAAUAACCCUGCACGCAGUCCAAGUAAAAAAUUUAUGGAUAUUUUUUUUUCUCUUUUAUCAAAAUCAUACUUACUAAAUAUAGACAGAUUUUCUACAGCCAUUAUGUAGUAGUUAAUCAACAAAACUGAAGGUUAAAUAUACUAAUAUCAUAUCCUUGCAUAUAAACAUUGCUAAACACUCAAGUGGUCAUUACUAUUUGGUAUAGAAGAUGAAAACUCAAAAGUUCCAGUACAAAACUAAAAUACCCUUUUACCAAAAAUGGUAAAAUUUUUAUCAAUAGUAAUGUUAGUAUAUAGAAGUAACCUAAUUUAUGAGAUUACUUGUCAAUAUUAAAAAUUUCAAGAAUUCCAAGAUAUACAGAACAGACAUCAAACAGGAUAUCUAUCCCUUAUAGAUAAUCUAAUAAAUCUAUAAGUGAUGAUAUUAAAAAUUCACAAAAUAAUUACUAAUAAAAAAAAGCUUUAUCUUAAAUUUACUUUUAGUAAUGUUUAAAUGUUUGCAAAAUGUAAUUACAAAUCUGAUAUAUUUACUGACAGGAGCCACAAUACAUCACAUAAGAUCAUGUGGCAGUACAGUAUAUAGUGCACAAAAAUCAAAUCUUAGUUAAUAUAAAAUUACCAGGGCAUCCAAGCUUUUGUAAGCAGAAGUAGCAUUUACAACAUUUUAUAAUCCAAUUGAUAUUAUAUCAACAUUUCAUGGUCACAACUUUUUAAAAUAUCACCAUUUUCUAGUCAGUACCAUUAUUUUUUAUAAUGCAACUGAUAUCAUCUCCUCAACAUUCCAUGGUCACACCUUUUUAAAAAUAUCCCCAUUUUCCUUGUCAGUGCCCUGGUUUCUGUUGCUUAGAGUAGUACAGGUAUUUUGUACCCAUAGUAAAAAUCUCUUUCUUCUCUGCUUAUGGGACUUCUUUAAUUUACCAGCAUAGUCUAGUUACGGAUUUCAACGAUGCAGCAGCUACCCUCUUAUUGUUCUCUUUAAACUUCAUUGUGUUCCAAGGUGAAAGAAAGCUCUAACUCUUCUAGGACCUGACUAUCACAGAAGAGUUCUUGACCUCCCUUUCUUCUCCCUUUGCUCCUGUGAUGCGUUUCAGGCAUCAAAAUUUCAUACUCGCAAUCCAGGGCACCUCUUGUAACACCAUCUAUUACAUCCAGUAAACAGCGUAGAGCCCAACCCCCCCCUUUUUGACCACAACAACCACAUGGCCACUUUCCUGAUUGUACUUUUUAAAUUUCCCUUGGCUUCCUUUCCAGUCACCAAAGGCUUGGUUUGAUUACACUGAUUUUCAAUCCUUUCCACUGAACUUACUUAAAUCCACCACCUCUUUCUUUCAAGUCCAACACCUCUCUCUCCUCCUCUGCCUCAGAUUAUGCUAUUAGCACUACAGCAGCUACAAAGAACUUCCCUUUUUUGCACUCCCUUGUAGCUUUUUCCAUUACUAUGAUAAAUAGCAAAGGGUUUGGUACUGAUCCCUAAGGACACGAGGAGUUAACUAACUCGAAUUCUGAUGCCACUGUCUUCACCAUAGAGCUGCUGUUAUGGUUACAGUUGCAUCCCUAGCUUACUGAAUCGCUCUGGUACCCUCUGUCUUUGUAUGUGCUUUCAAUUACUUGUCUCUCUGUUCUCCAUCAAGUACUUUCCAAGGUCCACAAAUACAGUAUAAUUAUUUCUUGUGUGUGGCACUAGUAAAACUUGUGAUUAACAUUUCAGUUAUCACUUUAAGCUGGUACAUAAAAAGAUAACACACUAACAAAACCAAAUGUAAAAAUACAGUAAAAUAAAGUGUUUUUCAAAUAAUUAUGAAUCACACUCGUGACUUACACAGUGUGAAGUGGAAUUUCUUUUAAAGGAAGUUUCCUUUUGUAGAUCCAAACCAUUGUCGAACUAGAGCAGACAACCUAGAAGGGCAAUGAUUUUGACUUUCAAGUACAUCUAGUUUCUGAUCUGUAGCAGGUAUGUUCCUACCCUGCAUGCUAUUUAAAAAAAAUGAAUAACUUAAUAGCUGAUACACAUUUAUUAUGAGCAGUUUUACCACUUGCGUACUCAAAUUCAUCUCAUGGUAUUGGAAUAGAUUAACUAAUAAUAAAAUUAAUAGAUCUGAAAGCUAAUACAACAAACUCAUAUGUACACACUUCAUGAAAUUGUGGAAGAUUAGGAGCACCUGACAUAAUUAAGAUGCAUUAAUCUAAGCAAGCAAGCAUCAAGGAGAAUAUUCCUAAGCAAAAUUAGCAGAUUCUUAUUUGAGACAUUGACAGAGACACCAAAUGCUUCUUUAGGAUCUUUAUAGGAUAGUUUGCUUCUGUAGCUUAUUUAGUAGAGUAUGGUAAUGAGUCAAUAUCUUUUAAUCAUAUUUAAAAGUCUUUUAAAAAUUCUACUUUAAUAAUUAAGACUUAAUCAACAUAGCUGAUCAGUCUGUGAAAUAACUAGAAAGAUUUUAUGGCAAGUUGUAUGAUUAUAAUUUGUAUUGCUGAAGUAUUUAACAUAAACAAUGUCUUUUUACCAAUUGAGUCACAACACACUCACAAAGUCUCGGCCCUUAUUUCUUUUAAGGUAAAAAAAAUACAA
Molecule: messenger RNA, 8924 nt
Organism: Macrobrachium nipponense
Lineage: Eukaryota; Metazoa; Arthropoda; Malacostraca; Decapoda; Palaemonidae
Product: 43 kDa receptor-associated protein of the synapse homolog
Exons: 14
Coding region: 1972-4083 (703 amino acids)
Biological process (GO): synaptic transmission, cholinergic; positive regulation of neuromuscular synaptic transmission
Cellular component (GO): neuromuscular junction; plasma membrane
Molecular function (GO): protein-membrane adaptor activity; acetylcholine receptor binding
Source: RefSeq, a predicted model, not a curated record